This is a messenger RNA of Copidosoma floridanum, 3285 nucleotides long. It is a transcript of the gene Sec8, whose product is annotated as exocyst complex component secretory 8. The record is from RefSeq and is a predicted model, not a curated record. Lineage: Eukaryota; Metazoa; Arthropoda; Insecta; Hymenoptera; Encyrtidae. Gene Ontology annotation, biological process: exocytosis; Golgi to plasma membrane transport; chemical synaptic transmission. Gene Ontology annotation, cellular component: synapse; exocyst; growth cone membrane.
UCUCUCACACAUCGUGUAACUAAAACGUAACACAUCUCAACCCAAAUGACAAGUCGUGUACGGGUUCAGCUGAAAUUUUACUGUUUUGAAAAAAUGCUGCAGAAAAUCUGGUCGAUUAAAUUUCUACCUGGACUUUAAGGAUCAUCAUGGAAGGGAGUAGUGGACCUCCUGUGAAACCUCCUCGGGGCAUAAAACCCUCAAAGGAGACGAGUGGUUUAUUGAUAUCUGUGAUUCGUGCACUAUCUGCCAGUGAAACUAAUGAGCAGCGUGAGAUCGAAAAGGCUAAGCUUGAAAAAGACUUUAAAAGGUGCGAUCAAAGGCUCGAUGAACUAGUUUCGCUUCAUGAAACUGAUCUUCUGGAGGUUAUGAGAAUAUUUAGCGAAUUAUAUGAAAGAGUCACAGCAGCUCGGGAAAAAAUUCACUCUGUCAAAGAAAAUUUAAAUGCUUGUAAACAGUUGCUCAACUGUAGAAGGGAAGAACUGAUGAAACUCUGGCUAGAAGGUGUUGAGCAUAAAUAUGUUUUACAACUGCUCAAUGAUGUUGACCAAUUAAAGGAGAUUCCUUCCAAAUUGAGUACUCAUUUGGAAAAGAAGCAUUAUUUACAUGCAACCCAAAUGGUUGUUACUGCGAUUUCGUUGAGCGGUGGUGUUUUGGGAGAAGUGGAAGGUUUAAGGGAAGUUAGGGCUGACAUAGAAAUAAAAAAGCAAAAACUAAUCAGUAAGUUGUUAGAAGAGUUGAAUAAACAUUUGUACAAAGAACAAGUGAAAGAAGUCGGAUUGAGGAGACAGGGUUCUAACAGAGAUUUUCAACGUGGGAUUGAGAUGCGCAACUCAAAGAGUAGCAAAGUAAAAAAGAAUCUACUUGAUGUUACCAUACCAGGAUUCGUUUCUGGUCAAGUUUCGAGAAAAACAAGUAGUGCAGGGCUAGACGAUCUUAAUAAUCUUAUGGAUGAUGAAAAUAAUUUGAACCUUGAAGAAAAUCCUGAACAUUUUCUAGCCAUUAUCGAGUGCCUAGCUUUGCUAAGUCAAAUACCUGAAGCAAUCGAAGUCAUUAAAACGCAAAUGCAAAGCGAACUGCUGAGAAUUAUUGAGCAAGCCUCUAAAACUGUUAAGGAAUCAUUGGACAAAAAAAAAGCACAUGUAAAUAUCAAAGUCCAAGAUGUAAAUACUGGAGAGCCAUCAAGUCAAUCUCCUCUUCUUGAUUUACUUAAUGAAAUUUUUUCGCGCUUUCAACAAGUUAUUACUAACCACUCUACAGCUCUGUGUGGAUUCGCUCAUGUAACUAAAAAGCAUAAUGUAGAAGUGCUUGUAUAUGAAAUGGCGGACGUAUGGAAUGGCAUUCAAGCUGCAUUACAAAUAUUGCUUACUGAGUACUUGGAUGUACAAAAUGUGGUUGAUGGAUCAUUCCAGGCCACAUUAUCGCUAAAUGAACAAACCAAUGAUAUUAAUAUGUACUUUGCUAAGAAAAAGCCUCAACGACAGAAAAAUGGUUUACUUUUUAAGUUUGACUCGUCAACUCACGCCAUAUCUUUAAAUAAUUAUCUUAAGGAUCAUAGAUACAGUAGCCUUACGUUUACAGAUAACAAGCAAUUAAAGUCGAAGAAAAAUUUAGUUUGCAAGCCUGAUCCAAAUAACAUAACACUCAUAUUUAGGCCAAUAAUGCAAUUCAUUGAAGAUGUUGAACGAGCAUUAGGUAUCCCUUCCGGGAGUCCAUCGUGUACUUUGAGUAACUUUUUGGCAGAUUAUGUGAAAGAGGUUUACCUCGGAAGGCACCAUGUAUUGGUUGCAACGACUAUCGAGACGGCCACAAAGAGCACGGACGCAUGGCGUGCUACCACUUCUCCUGAACAAAUGAAAGACCUAAGACUGAUCAGGCCGUUGCUGCAGAGCACAGUAAAAGUUCAACAGUGUGUGGCAGAGUUGCGAUUGCUCAUUAUAGCAUUGCCCCUGCAGGGUGAACAUUUUUGUACAUUAACCCUAAACGUUCUGCACAAUUAUCGCGAAACGUGCCAGGAAACUUAUCGGAGUAUCGUUCAGCCUGACCGCCACGAUAGGCUCAUUUGUUCUGCUGCUUGGCUCAAAGACGAAGACAUCAACAGGUUCAUCAAAUCUCUACCCAAUUGGGAGAGUAUGAAGAACGAGGAACCUCUCUACCGGAAAGGUCCAUCCGGUCGUCGGAUUCCAAGAAGGCAGGAGACUCAAGAUGAAGAGAGCCCGGAAGACAUUCGGCUGCGAAAUAUCAGGGAAGCGGAAAUUUUAGCUAGUAAUUUGGGCGAGGGUGGUAUUGCCGCGAAUGAAAUAAUUUCCGAUAUCGAUAAACUGAGGAGUUUGGCCUUGCUGCAAGAGAGUAUCGAAUGGCUCGCUCUAUUUAUUCGCUCCUUGAUCAAAGAAUUGCGUCAGUCUAAUCGCGAACGCAACUUGGACUCCAAUACCCUACCGCCUAUGCCUGAUCCUCUUGUACAGUGUCUGGAGCAGGUUGCCAAGGAUUACGACGAACUCGCCAAUACUUGUAUAUUGGUUUUACAUUUGGAGGUUCGAGUUCAGUGCUUUUAUUAUCUGCAUCCAAGGGGUGACGUAAAUCUUUUGUGCAGAGGAACAAAGGAUCCCGAAGAGCCGGAUCCUCGCGUCGAGGAACUAAGCAGGGUGCUGCAGCACAUAGAUGAAUCUCUGCAAUCGACUCUUCAUCCAAAAAAGAGCAAGUACAUUUUCGAGGGUCUGGGCCAUCUGAUCGCGAAAAUCCUGAUAAGCUCGGCGCAGUACAUCGAACGCAUAGACGAGAGCGGCGUGCAGAAGAUGUGUCGCAACGUGUUCACGCUCCAGCAGACCCUGACCAAUAUAACGAUGACGCGCGAGUUGGCCCUCGAUUAUGCGCGCCAGUACUUUGAGCUGUUUAACGAAUCGCCCGAGGAACUGUUGAGCGGCGUCCUGGAGCAUGGGCCACAGUUUACCGAGCUCGAGUACAUGAACGCCCUACAGCUGAUUGCUCGCAGUCGACAGGAGUACGCCCAGGUCAACCGACAUCUGGAGAAGCUCUCGGAGAUACUCGGAGACAUUGGGGUCACUGUGUAGUCUUGGUGCAGUACGGUAGACAUUGUUUGAUGAACUUUUUUUUUUUUUUGUUUAAGCUACGCCCACGUAUAGAAUACUAUACUCGACUAACGGCUAACUAAAUUGUUUAGGGAUGUGUUGUUGAAACGAGAGAGAACGAAAGAAAAUAAUUACGGAUAUUCCGCUGUUAAAUAUUUAUUUUAUAUAUAUAUAUAUAUUAUGUGAAUAUCUCACUGUA